AUGAAAUUUGAAUUCUCACAUGCUAUCAAACGGGGAUCAUUGUCACAAUUUGAUCACCACAAUUCCGGACAGCCAUGGAGCGCCCAGGUAGACAAAGAAUAUCAAGAUGAUGCAGUGUGGAUUAUUUCGAGCAGUUUCCUUAUUUUUACAAUGCAUUCGGGUUUUGGGCUCCUGGAAUCGGGUAACGUGUCGGCGAAAGACGAGGUUAAUAUAAUGGUGAAAAACGUGGUGGAUGUUGUGUGCGGUGGAUUGGCCUAUUGGGCGGUAGGGUUUGGGUUGAGUUUUGGGAGUGGUGGUUGGUGGGACAAUCCAAUUAUUGGCUUCGGCCAAUUUUUCUAUGACCCAGCAAAUUUGAAUGCGCCAAUAGAUGAUGAAGCGUGGGCUUAUGCGGUGUUUUUGUUUCAAAUGAGUUUAGCGACUACUGCCUCGACCAUAGUAUCCGGAGCCGUUGCUGAGCGAGCAAAGCUGAAGUCCUAUAUUUUGCUGGGAAUCUUAGUAACCCUAGCCCAAGCCCUACCAGCACAUUGGGUUUGGGACAAACGCGGGUUCUUCAAUAUGCUUGGUGUUGUCGAUUAUGCUGGAUGCUCUUGCAAUCACCUGGUUGGCGGGAUCAUUGGCUUGGUGGCUACAGUCUACCUGAAGCCAAGAAGAAACCGUUUUAUUGAGGAUUCAGUGCAUCAGAUGAGUAGCCCUGGGAAUGCGUUACUUGGGACCUUCCUACUGUGGUGGGGCUGGUUUGGGAUUAAUACCGGCUGCGUUUGGGGUGUUUCGGAGGGCAGGUGGAGAUUAGGCGGGAGGGCUGCUGUCGCGUCGAUAAUGACCUCAAUUGGAGGCGGUGCGAUAGCUACGGUAAUAUCCUAUAUACACUCCGACAAGCUUCGAGUGCAAUAUUUGAUCAAUGGAGUGUUGUCAUCAUUGGUUUCAAUCACAGCAUUCGCCCCCAUAGCUCAACCUUGGCAUGCAGUUAUAGUCGGAUCAAUAUCGGCCAGCCUUUCAAUUGCGAUACUACCAGUGCUGGAAAGAUUCCACGUUGAUGACCCAGUCGGAGUUGUCCCAAUCCAUCUUGUUAGCUCGAUUUGGGGUAUGCUGGCAGUCGGCAUCUUUGCAAAAAGAGAUCAUUAUGUGGCUGAGGGCCUCCUAUAUGAUGGUUUGCUUUAUGGUGGUGGUGUCAAGUUGCUAGCGAUCCAGACGUGCUGUGUUUUGGUUAUUAUUGGAUAUUGUACAGUUGCUGGUUACUUCAUCUUAGCGUGCAUUGAAAACAGCCCGUUGGGCCUCCGUGUAUCAGAUUAUGAAGAAGAGCUUGGCGCCGAUGCCACGGAACACGGACUUACCGGAGCUAAUAUCAGCCGUUAUGUGGUUGAAAAGCCACUGAACGUUCGAACAUUAAGUACCGUUACGAAAGCUGUCGCCAGAUGGAAGACACAGACAAGACAGCAAAGCCGGGCUACUAGAAUGAUGAAUCUGAAGAAAUUACAUGAAAAACGUCUGGCCCUUGGAUCACCAGCAAAUUCCGACUCCAGAAGAACACCAAGACCUUCUGGUUCCUCACAAAGCCCAAAUGCCCCUUCUACAAGUCAAGCACCCCCUACAAUUGACGCCAAGGUCAAAGGCGCAGAA
Mesorhabditis spiculigera is the source of this 1617-nucleotide messenger RNA. NCBI's taxonomy places the organism in Eukaryota, Metazoa, Nematoda, Chromadorea, Rhabditida, Rhabditidae. The record is from the annotation of a GenBank genome assembly.